GCCAGUCAAAGCAUACUUAUAAAGUGACGUGCGCGAGUCGCGACUAGUGGGGAGCAUAUCCGCGUCACGUCACACAUCCAAGAGCGACCGCGACUGUCACUGGCAUUGUGUGUUUAUCUACGCUAUUAACAAACGCAAUAUCUCGCAAGAUAUCGUACCGUUGUCUCAUUUCGUCGUGACUUUCCUUGCCGAUCAUUAACGAAAAUGUCUUUCAUAUCGCCGAUGCCGAGUCAGCAGUUUCUUUGGGACGUAUUUCAGAGGGUAGACAGAGAUAGAUCUGGCGCAAUCAGUGCGAACGAACUACAACAAGCUCUCUCAAAUGGCACAUGGACACCGUUCAAUCCCGAAACUGUACGCCUAAUGAUUGGUAUGUUUGAUAAAUCCGAUCCUGCUACAGGUAUGUUUGAUAAGAAGCAGUCAGGUACUGUCAGUUUUGAAGAGUUUGGGGCGCUCUGGAAGUACGUCACCGAUUGGGAGAGUUGCUUCCGAUCGUUCGACCGCGACAACAGCGGUAACAUUGAUCGCAACGAAUUGAAGACGGCUCUAAUAAAUUUCGGAUACCGGCUAAGCGAUCACAUAAUUGACAUGCUGAUACGAAAGUAUGAUCGUGCAGGACAUGGUACAAUAUACUUUGACGACUUUAUACAAUGCUGCAUUGUCCUACACACCCUUACAAACUCUUUCAAACGACUGGAUACAGAUAUGGAUGGUGUUAUAACAAUCCACUACGAACAAUUUUUGGGCAUGGUGUUUGGUCUCAAGAUAUAAAUGCACAAUGUCACUCAGCAAAUAUUUUUCUUUCUUGUCUGUUUUAGCGAGAAAGUAUAUUCAAUAUAUGAGGAUACAAUAAGAUGCCAAAUAAAGACAAAAAUUUUUAUGUGUUAUGUGUAAAGAAACUCAGAAUCUCCAACUUAUUAUUUGACAAGAAUGUCACGUGCAAAAUUAUAUAUAAAACAUAAUUAUAUAAUUCUUAGCAUUCUUGUAAAAUAGUAAAUUUUGGAGAUUCUAAAAUAUAAGUGUUAAUUAAACAGAUAUAACAAUAAAAUUAUACUAUUACAUUCGUUUAAAAACAGACGAUGGAGUCUGUUAAUACAAGUCAAUUAUAAUAAUAUACAAAACAUCACUCUGAUCUAAUCAAAUAAUUUAUUUGCAAAGUUUGCAAGUUUAAGUGCACUAUGACUUCCAGUAUAUUGUUACAUACAUGUAUUAACUGUUAUAUAAUGUAAGAAUUUACGAGUAUAAAUGUGUGUAAAUUAUGGCAGAUAAUGUAACAAUUAUAAGCAACAAUUAAAACAUCCUAAAUUGCUUGUUAGUGCUAAAUUGCUAUUACACAUUUAUUAAUAUUUUAUCAACGCAUAUGAUGUUUACAGUUGUAUUUUUCUAUAACUAUACUGUAAUGUUAAUAAACGAUCUAAAAAUGUA
This is a messenger RNA of Wasmannia auropunctata (little fire ant), 1422 nucleotides long. RefSeq names its product programmed cell death protein 6 (gene Alg-2). The transcript has 4 exons. Bases 205 to 768 code for a protein of 187 amino acids. The record is from RefSeq and is a predicted model, not a curated record. Gene Ontology annotation, molecular function: calcium ion binding. NCBI's taxonomy places the organism in Eukaryota, Metazoa, Arthropoda, Insecta, Hymenoptera, Formicidae.